Molecule: messenger RNA, 1448 nt
Organism: Daldinia decipiens
Lineage: Eukaryota; Fungi; Ascomycota; Sordariomycetes; Xylariales; Hypoxylaceae
Exons: 3
Coding region: 46-1287 (413 amino acids)
Biological process (GO): regulation of transcription by RNA polymerase II
Molecular function (GO): zinc ion binding; DNA-binding transcription activator activity, RNA polymerase II-specific
Source: RefSeq, a predicted model, not a curated record
CCUCGCUCGCGUACCUGCACUAAUCAUCGUACUCGGUAUCCUAAUAUGGCUACAAGACGAAGCCAUCCGAAGUCUCGGAACGGUUGUAUCAUCUGUAAACAGAGGAAAAUCAAGUGCGACGAGUCGCGUCCAACCUGUGCUAACUGUCUACGAUACGGCGCCAGCUGCAGCUUUACGCCUCCCAAAGCUGUUCCUCUUCCUGUGCUAGCUCCUGCUCGCCUGCCCAUUGGAGCCCUAUCCUCAUCCUCUCAAUCACCAGAUGAUACAAACUCUCUGGGCACGGACUUGCAAACAACUUUUACUAAUCUUGGCAUCUUAGCCAACCCCAGCUCCACAAUAUCAUCAACCCCGUCGGGACUCGACGAAUGUCGAGAAUUUGAACUAUUGCACCACUAUUGUACCUUUACAGCCGAUUCAUUAUCUCAACGUCUAGAUAGACGUCACAUCUGGAGAGUCGUCCUGCCACAAGUUGGUUACCACCAUGACUUUGUUAGACAUGGCGUCCUCGCCCUCUCAGCCAUACAUAAAGCGUAUUUGAACCCGAGCCAACGGCAGGUCUAUUUAGUUCUUGCAGCCCAUUAUCAAUCCCAAGGCUUAAGUGGAUUCAGAGCCAUAUUGCCCCGCAUUACAUACAACAAUUGGAGAGCUAUAUUCUGCUUUGCUACUAUCGUGAUAGUUUAUGUUUACUCAUUACCAUUAAGGGCAGAUGAUCUGAGGCUUGAGAAGCCUGUCCAUAACUUAUUGGAGCUGUUUACGGUUGUUCGGGGUCUGCGCGUUACUCUCGAACCGUUCACUCAUCUGAUAGCAAAAACUGAAUUUGCACCCGUAGUUCAUGGCAUAUGGAUUCCUGAAGCAGAAGAAAAAAGCGUCCCCUCUCUUGAGCAUACCUUGCUUCCUCCAGAUACGUUUCCUGUCCUAUCUUCUCUGCGAUCACUGCUUCAGGGAGAAUUGCCUCUAUCUAAAACACAACACUAUGACCGUGCUGUCGAUGGGCUGGAAACAUGUACUAAACUCGUGGCAUAUGCUGGCUCAUAUAUCGAGCCUGGCAUGGUAAUAUGGUGGUCAUGCAUACUCGACGAAACAAUUAUCAAAGACGUGGAAUCAUCUGACCCGCACGCUUUAGUCCUCUUAGCACAUUUCCUGGUGUUGAUGAACGUCACAGAGCGGGUUAAUUGGUCCGUGAAAGGAUGGGCGAAACCGGUACUUGAAGAUAUUGAAAGAUGUUUACAUGACCGGCCCGGAUUUAUAGCUCAUCUUCACUGGCCAAAGGCUCAUAUAAAUGUAUAGCCCUUUGGAAGAGAGACUCGACAAUAUCUUUAGGUUGUAUGGGCUAGGCAGAAAUCUAUUUGCUUAGUCGCACACGUCCAAACCGAGGAUUGCAAUCAAUACGUAAAGGUUUAUUCUACAAGCCUCCAUUGACGUUUCUAGGCUCAUGACUCGGAUGCCUC